GUGCGCACUGAGCUGGGCUUCGCUGCGCCGCGCCGGGUCCGAGUCCCGGACUCUAGGUAGAGGUCCGCGCGCUGCUAGGGCAGCCAGGAGCCCGCCGUGAGCCCACGCCCCGGCCCGGGGCUGAGCUGGGAGGAUGCUUCAGCCCCCUGAAGCCCGCGGGAGAACCUAGGAGCUCCGCCGCCUAGCCCCAGCGCCCUGAGCGGCGUCGCUGCCUCCCACCCCCACGGGCAGCCCCUGGAGGUUGGGGACCAAAGUCUGGGUUUCUGAGAAAGCCAAGUGGAAACCCUAAGUGGACUCUGGGAUUCCCAGGAAGGACCUGAGGUCUGAGACAUCCUUGCCUCUAGCCUGCCUGCCCCCCAGGACUGGACAGCUGCCAGAGGCCCUGGGGGGGGGCCCAGGACUGUGGUCGUGUCCCCCCCCGACCCCAUGCUCCGACAGGAUGGGCCCAAGUUAGUAAGCCCAGCCUCACUCAGUGACCUCCAGGCUCCGAAGCACCCCUCAGGGUUCUGAAGGCUUGACUGCUGCCUGGCCACCAUGGAGACGAAGCUGCCCCCUGCGAGCACCCCCACCAGCCCCUCGUCCCCGGGGCUGUCGCCUGUGCCCCCACCCGACAAGGUGGAUGGCUUCUCGCGCCGCUCCCUGCGCAGGGCCCGGCCCAGGCGCUCCCACAGCUCUUCUCAGUUCCGCUAUCAGAGCAACCAGCAAGAGCUCACGCCACUGCCCCUGCUCAAAGAUGUGCCGGCCUCGGAGCUGCACGAGUUGCUCAGCCGCAAGCUGGCCCAGUGCGGGGUGGUGUUUGACUUCCUGGACUGUGUGGCUGACCUGAAGGGAAAGGAGGUAAAGCGGGCGGCCCUCAACGAGCUGGUGGAGUGCGUGGGGAGCACACGGGGCGUCCUCAUCGAGCCUGUGUACCCAGACAUCAUCCGCAUGAUCUCAGUGAAUAUCUUCCGGACCUUGCCGCCCAGUGAAAACCCUGAAUUUGACCCUGAAGAGGAUGAGCCCAACCUCGAGCCUUCGUGGCCACAUCUGCAGCUGGUUUAUGAGUUUUUCCUGCGUUUCCUGGAGAGCCCAGAUUUUCAGCCCUCUGUGGCCAAGAGAUAUGUGGAUCAGAAGUUUGUCUUGAUGCUCCUGGAGCUGUUUGAUAGCGAGGACCCGCGGGAGCGUGAGUACCUGAAGACCAUCCUGCACCGGGUCUAUGGCAAGUUCCUGGGGCUGCGGGCCUACAUCCGCAAACAAUGCAACCACAUCUUCCUGCGGUUUAUCUACGAGAUCGAGCACUUCAAUGGUGUGGCUGAGCUGCUGGAGAUCCUGGGAAGCAUCAUCAAUGGCUUUGCGCUGCCCCUGAAGACCGAGCACAAGCAGUUCCUGGUCCGGGUCCUGAUCCCCCUGCACUCUGUCAAGUCGCUGUCUGUCUUUCACGCCCAGCUGGCAUACUGUGUGGUUCAGUUCCUAGAGAAGGAUGCCACCCUGACAGAGCACGUGAUCCGGGGGUUGCUCAAGUAUUGGCCCAAAACCUGCACCCAGAAGGAGGUGAUGUUUCUGGGGGAGAUGGAAGAGAUUCUCGAUGUCAUUGAGCCCUCCCAGUUCGUGAAGAUCCAGGAGCCCCUCUUCAAGCAGGUGGCUCGCUGUGUCUCCAGCCCCCAUUUCCAGGUUGCAGAGCGGGCUCUGUACUUCUGGAACAACGAGUAUAUCCUGAGCCUCAUUGAGGACAACUGCCACACUGUGCUGCCUGCUGUGUUUGGGACCCUCUACCAGGUCUCCAAGGAGCACUGGAAUCAAACCAUCGUCUCUCUGAUCUACAAUGUACUCAAGACCUUCAUGGAAAUGAAUGGGAAACUAUUCGAUGAGCUCACAGCCUCCUACAAGCUGGAAAAGCAGCAGGAGCAGCAGAAGGCCCGUGAGCGCCAGGAGCUGUGGCAAGGCCUGGAGGAGCUACGGCUACGCCGGUUACAGGGGACCCAGGGGGCUAAGGAGGCCCCCCUCCAGCGGCUUACGCCCCAGGUGGCUGCCAGUGGGGGUCAGAGCUAGAGAUCCCCACAGAAGAGGAGCGCGAAGCCCUGAGUUACCAGUCCCUCCAUCCCUUCUUCUGCCCAGGGGCCCAGAGACACACACCUACCCCUGGUUUGGGCAGAUGGGCUCUGAGGACACCCUGCCUGGCCCGAGAGGGCAGCUUUCACUGGGAGGAGAGGAGAAGAAAUGAUGGUCUUGGCAACAGAACUCUAAGGCCCUCGUGGCAGGAUCUGACAAGGACAAGCUUGACCAGGAAGCUGCCAUCAGGGAUCUGCCCUGCCAGCAAAGUUGGGCUCCAGACAGCUGCAGGCAGGUUCCUGGUCCUGCUCCCAGCCUUGGGCAAGGGGGCUCCUCCCUGAGCCUGCCCCUACCUCGUGCCAGCGCGAGGUCCUCCUGACCCCACCGUGGAAUCCAUGGUCUAUUUAUUCUGUCCCACUUACCCCCACCACAGACAGGUCCUGGGCCUGGGGUGUCCUCUCUCCCUCCCCUCCCUCGCCCUGUAUGUCCGUGUCCCUUUUUAUUUAUUGGGCAGGGGGAGGGGUGAGGGCACAGACGGACAAGAAGAGAUUCCCAGUGUCCUGGGGCAGGGGGUCACAGUAACCAUGGUCUAGCCCCCUUCCCCUGGCUGGGGGUGGACUCAAUAAAGAGAGAAACUCGGAA
Loxodonta africana (African savanna elephant) is the source of this 2670-nucleotide messenger RNA. RefSeq names its product protein phosphatase 2 regulatory subunit B'beta (gene PPP2R5B). Gene Ontology annotation, molecular function: protein phosphatase activator activity. Gene Ontology annotation, biological process: signal transduction; protein dephosphorylation. The record is from RefSeq and is a predicted model, not a curated record. Gene Ontology annotation, cellular component: nucleus; protein phosphatase type 2A complex; cytosol. The transcript is spliced from 14 exons. Lineage: Eukaryota; Metazoa; Chordata; Mammalia; Proboscidea; Elephantidae. Bases 535 to 2028 code for a protein of 497 amino acids.